Messenger RNA from Leptopilina heterotoma, 1911 nucleotides. RefSeq lists its product as uncharacterized. The record is from RefSeq and is a predicted model, not a curated record. Gene Ontology annotation, cellular component: nucleus. Gene Ontology annotation, molecular function: DNA binding. The coding region runs from base 1 to 1911 and encodes 636 amino acids. NCBI's taxonomy places the organism in Eukaryota, Metazoa, Arthropoda, Insecta, Hymenoptera, Figitidae. The transcript is spliced from 3 exons.
AUGCCAAAGUGCGAAAAGAAUACUGAUUAUUGUAAAAAGUACAGAGAAGAAGAUUUACAAAAGGCCUUGAAAGCAAUAAGCGAUGGUUUACCGAAAAGAGAAGCUUCUCGUAUUUAUAAUAUACCGAGGGCAACGUUACAAUUUCGAUUAUCCUCGAAAUUCUCUAAAGCACGACCUGGACCAAGUACUGUUUUAACAGAGCAAGAAGAAUUGACUCUUGUAGAUUGGAUAAUGGAAAAUCAAAGAAAAGGAUUCCCUCGUAGAAAAGAAGAUAUUCAGGUGUCUGUGAAGCAAUUUUUGGAUGCAUCACCUCGUAGUAAUCCAUUUCCUCACAACAUGCCAGGAAUUGGUUGGUUUAACGCAUUUUUAAGUCGUCAUCCCAGUCUUGCUAUUCGAACUCCAGAGUAUAUUACAUCUGCAUCAGCAAAUGUUUCUGAAAAUGAUAUAAAAUCUUGGUUCGCUCAAAUUUACAAUUAUUUGAAUGAUAAUAACCUUCAGCACAUCCUGCAAUAUCCAAGUCGAGUUUAUAACGGGGAUGAAACUUGUUUUCAAGUUUGUCCGAAAACGAAAAAAGUAAUCGGAAUAAAAAAUUCGAGAAACGUGUAUGAGAUUGAGGGCGGACAAUCGAAACUUAAUAUCACUGUAAUGUUUACAUUUUCAGCGUCAGGGGAUACUACUCCUCCAAUGAUAAUUUAUCCUUAUGUGCGACUUCCAUCUGCAAUUGUACAAUCGAUUCCUAAAGAAUGGAAUUGGGGAAUUGGUCUAAGCGACACCGGUUGGAAGAAAACAGAACUAUUUUAUGAAUAUAUAGGAAAUGUAUUGUAUCCAAGUCUUAAAAAGAAAGGAAUUAAGUUUCCAAUUAUACUUUUCGUGGAUGGCCAUAAAACUCAUUUAGAUAAAAGAGUUAGUGAUUUAUGUACAAAGUUGCAAAUAAUUCUUAUAGCUUUAUAUCCAAAUUCUACUAGAAUCUUACAACCUGCUGAUGUAUCAGUGUUCAAACCACUGAAAAAUGGUUGGAAAAAUGGUUUAUCUGAAUGGAGGAGAGAGAAUCCUACUAAAGAAUUAACGAAGGAAAAUUUUGCUCCACUUUUAAAAAAAGUAAUUGAUUUGUCUAUAAAUGCGGAAAUAAUUAAAAAUGGUUUCCGAGCUUGUGGACUGUGUCCUUGGGAUCCUGAUGCUAUCGACUACUCCAAAUGUCUCGGAAGUAGUGAUUCUACGAAUAUUAAACCAAACACUGCAAUGAAUUUUGCCACUUUCAAAAAUAUUGUAGGCGAGGAAAAGGUAAAUCUAUUUCGAAGUUGGAAUGAUAUGGACACUGAAAAUGAAGAAAACGAUUUCACUUUGUAUAGACUUUAUAAAUAUUAUUCUGAGAAAGAGUCUAAAAUUCUGGAAAAUAAUAAUAAAUCAUCACAAAAAUCGUUCGAAAAUCAAGUUAAUGAUGCUGAUCAAGCUCAAAUUCUAGUUGAAGAGAAUGAUGCCUCCGAAGAAAGUACUCUUUCUUCAGAUAAUGUUUUUCAGAUGGAAAUUCAAGAAGAAAACAUUGUGCAAAUUGAAGAAAUCAAUAUAGUAUCUGAACAAAUGCUUUCUGAAAAUCAUUUACAAAAUUCAGAAAUCUUGGACAUGGAAGUAGUUAUUGCACAAGAAAAUAACCAUUUAGAUUCAACGUCAGAUGUCGAUUUAGAAAAACUUAUUCAGGUUAAUUCUACUGACGAUAAUAGUAAUAUUGCGACAAAUAGUAAUAUUUUUGAUUUAGAAAAAACUAUUGAGAUUAGUACUACUGAUGAUGAUAAUAAUAAUGGUAAUAUUACGAAUCAUUUGGCAUGGCCGCUUUCUCCCAAAAGAAAGGGGAAACGAAUAACUGAACGAAUGCCUUACGAUUUGACAAGUACAGCAAAUUUGGCAAUCAGCUAA